This is a messenger RNA of Acanthoscelides obtectus, 800 nucleotides long. Lineage: Eukaryota; Metazoa; Arthropoda; Insecta; Coleoptera; Chrysomelidae. The record is from the annotation of a GenBank genome assembly.
CUGUUGUCGUUCUCGUUUCCUUUCCUUCCAAGCGCGGUUGCCAAUAUGUGUUACGUAAAAAUCCUGGUCGUUUUCUCUAACCGACAAAUUCAAAAAUAACUAGACGUUUUUCAGGACAUUUGCAGGUUUGCCGCUCCAGAACGACAAAGUAAAAUACACGUUGAUAAAGCCUAUAUACGUAAUGCUUAAACAAAGCUGUCAUUGAUUAUUGGGAAAUGACAGCACAGUAACAUUUCUGAUUAUCCUACGGGAGACAGAACAUAUCAGUACCUAUAUCAGUGGGAUACCAUGCAUGUAGGUAUUAGUUACAGAUAACGGAUAAAAGUGAAGGAAACAAAUAUAUGCUAAGUUAAGAUGGAGAAUGUUCAUAACGCCAUUGUGUCGGGCAUUUUCGCAGCUAGUGCAAGCACUCUGGGCAAGCUUUGCGGACUGUCUUCAUUUCAGGAUAGAUUUUUUAUCAGAUUGCUGUUAUUUAUUACAAUGAUUGUUUGCAAUGCAGCUGUAUGGAGAUUUUUUGUGAGAGGCCUGCAACAGUGUGGAUCAGUUAAAGCAACCGCUAUAAGUUCAUCAACAAAUUAUAUAUGUUCUGCCAUUAUAGGGUUUGCUGUUUUCGGAGAAGUCACCUCAUUACUUUGGUGGUCUGGGAUGACUCUAAUAAUAUGGGGAUUAGUACUAAUCGUUACUGAUCAGGAAGAGGAUAAUAUCAAAGAAAAAUCUACUUAGUUAUUUAAUAUAUAUUUGUAUAUUUUAAUUAAUCAAUAUAUUAUUAUAAUUAUAAUUCAAAAAGUACAUACUUCUCG